GGCUUACAUCAUUUCCGUGGAGUGUGUGCGGAAAGGAACUGAGACCGAGGAGAUCAGUAACAUACGGCCCUCUUAAGUUUGGAGAUUAUAAUAAAAGUAGAGCUUCCAUUUGGCUUGGGUGUCCUCCCAAAGAUUGAAUGCAGUAGAUGUUAAUUGUUCCAGGACAGCUCCCAAGGUUACAGAGUUCUUUGAUGUCAAAGGUGUCUCAAAACUAAGCAUUUGCAUGUGUGCAGAGCAUAUUUUCUUUUCAAAUGGCUGAAAACCUGGCAAAUGUUGUGCAUGAACAGAUUUCGGAGGAUUUUCCAGAUGUUCAUCGAAGCAAUGGGAAUGAAGGAACAGAGAGACGAAGGACUGAGGUCAGAGAGGCAGAGUCAAAUGGACAGCCUGCCUCACGACCUUCCCAACCUGUGGAGAGUGAGGAAGACGAGGAUGAAGAACUGACCUUGAAAUAUGGAGCAAAACAUGUCAUUAUGCUCUUUGUCCCAGUCACACUGUGCAUGGUGGUGGUUGUCGCAACCAUCAAAUCUGUCAGCUUUUACACUAAGAAAGAUGGGCAAUUGAUAUAUACUCCAUUCCCAGAAGAGACGGACACAGUAGGACAAAGAGCUCUGAACUCCAUUCUAAAUGCUACGAUCAUGAUCAGUGUCAUCAUUGUCAUGACACUACUUCUGGUUGCCCUCUACAAGUAUCGUUGCUAUAAGGUCAUUCAUGGCUGGCUAAUCAUCUCAUCAUUGCUAUUACUGUUCUUUUUUUCCUACAUUUAUCUAGGGGAGGUCUUUAAGACAUACAAUGUGGGAAUGGACUACAUUACAUUGACUCUGAUUAUCUGGAAUUUUGGUGUUGUUGGGAUGAUCUGUAUACACUGGAAGGGGCCUCUGCGCCUCCAGCAAGCCUAUCUGAUCAUGAUCAGUGCUCUCAUGGCCCUUGUCUUCAUCAAGUACCUGCCCGAGUGGACCGCUUGGUUAAUUUUAGCUGUUAUUUCAGUGUAUGAUCUUGUUGCUGUGCUUUGCCCGAAGGGUCCGCUCCGAAUGCUGGUAGAGACUGCCCAAGAGAGGAAUGAGCCAAUAUUUCCAGCUCUCAUUUACUCUUCUACAAUGGUGUGGUUGGUAGGCAUGGCUGAUGGAGAUGCUGAAUCCCAGAAAAAGCAGACUCCUAGGCUGGCAGCACCAGAUUCUCAGGUUUCAACAGGCCAGGAGGAUGAUGGAGGCUUUUCAUCACAAUGGGUUGACGAACAGAGUGAUGUACUGGGGACCUCUGAGUCGACUGAAGAGACACGUAGAGAAAUACAGCAGAUGCCUAAUUCUCGGCCUCCUGCUGAUCAGAAUGAUGACGCAGAAGAGAGAGGUGUGAAGCUUGGACUGGGGGAUUUUAUCUUCUACAGUGUGCUAGUAGGAAAAGCUUCUGCCACAGCUAGUGGUGAUUGGAAUACCACUCUGGCAUGCUUUGUUGCCAUUCUUAUUGGCCUGUGCCUAACAUUGCUGCUUCUGGCAAUCUUUAAGAAGGCCCUUCCUGCCCUCCCCAUCUCCAUCACCUUUGGCCUCAUCUUCUAUUUUGCUACUGACAACCUUGUGCGCCCUUUCAUGGACCAAUUAGCUCUUCAUCAGUUUUACAUAUAGCACUGAGACCCCUUCGCAGUGCACCGCUGCUAACAAACCAGAACUAAAAGUAAUAAUAAUACUGGAGAAGUGGAAGCCUUCAAUAUCACCUCAGGAGCAAAAAGAGAUUAAACCAUUCUGGAAACUUGAUUUAUAUUUUUCCUUUGGUUGGUGUGUGCAGUCUAGAUGGUUUCAAGUGUUCCCAUCUUCUGUGGGUUGGAAAAUAAGUGGCUUUGGUCUAAUACAGAAUUGAAGGUGUGCCUCUUACACCACCUUAAAAGACCGUGCAUCUCACGGUGUUAGAGGCUCUUUUUGGUCUGUCAUUUCAAGCUGUGAUUUUUUUUUUUUUUUUUUUUUCUUUUCCCUGUGUUUUCACCCCUUUUAGGGGGCUUGUUUUAGAUGGAGAAGCCUACUUUGUGAUGUGAUGUUCUGUAGCAUUGCAUCAAACAGUAAACUAGGGAGGUUAUGUAAAUUGGUUCAGUUACCACUGAUAUUUACCUGGGACUCCCUAGUCAUCUCGUAGACCACAGGCUCAGCAACUGUCAACCUAUUGGAGCAAGAGGGAGCAUGAAUCAACCAGAGAAUCGCACAUUUUGGCAAAUAGCAUUAAACAAGAACUGGGGUGCCACUUCUUACUGGAAAAGUAGAGGGUGAAAACUGCCUUCGUUAUUAAUCUGUGGUGCUUGGGCUGCAUUUGUAAGAGGAAGUGUGUUAAGAGUGGUGUUUCUGGAAGCUGUUCUGACUUGAUCAGAUUCCUUACAGCCUAUGCACUGAUGAUUUUUUUUUUUUUUUUGAUGUAAAUCUUUACUUUAUAUUUUCAGUAUAUACACUGGUCUGUAAAUAAGAAACUGCUGCUUAUACCCCUGGCCUGAAUUUCUACAGGCUAAUGAUUCUCAUGUUAAUUUAUAUGAACAAACAAAAUUUCACUUUUGAUAUAAAUUUUGUGAAGAAGUUUUUCUUCUGGUAGUGAAGAAUGAAAUAAAAGACUGCAUGCCUUCUG
Molecule: messenger RNA, 2595 nt
Organism: Erpetoichthys calabaricus (reedfish)
Lineage: Eukaryota; Metazoa; Chordata; Cladistia; Polypteriformes; Polypteridae
Gene: psen1
Product: presenilin 1
Exons: 12
Coding region: 252-1616 (454 amino acids)
Biological process (GO): amyloid-beta metabolic process; membrane protein ectodomain proteolysis; protein processing
Cellular component (GO): apical plasma membrane; neuronal cell body; ciliary rootlet
Molecular function (GO): aspartic endopeptidase activity, intramembrane cleaving; cadherin binding; beta-catenin binding
Source: RefSeq, a predicted model, not a curated record